Molecule: messenger RNA, 360 nt
Organism: Chlorella variabilis
Lineage: Eukaryota; Viridiplantae; Chlorophyta; Trebouxiophyceae; Chlorellales; Chlorellaceae
Exons: 4
Biological process (GO): response to oxidative stress
Molecular function (GO): glutathione peroxidase activity
Source: RefSeq, a predicted model, not a curated record
GACCUGAUGGGGCGGGUGACGGUGAUAGUGAAUGUGGCCUCGCAGUGCGGCUACACGGAGGCCAACUACCGCGGCCUGUCCCGCAUACACCAGCGGUACAAGGACUUUGGGCUGGAGUUUGGGCAGCAGGAGCCGGGCACCCACGCCGAGAUUGAGCAGUUUGUGAGCACCCACUACGGCUCCCAGUUCCCGCUCAUGAGCAAGGUGGAGGUCAACGGCGCCUCGCAGCACCCCAUCUUCGCCUGGCUCAAGGUCAACUCGCCGCCAGAGCCAGGGCGCCCCGAGGGCGAGGACAUCCGCUGGAACUUUGCCAAGUUCCUGAUCGACAAGUACGGCCACGUGGUCAAGCGGUACAGCUCC